Copidosoma floridanum is the source of this 1248-nucleotide messenger RNA. RefSeq names its product methyl-CpG-binding domain protein 2 (gene MBD-like). Gene Ontology annotation, molecular function: methyl-CpG binding. NCBI's taxonomy places the organism in Eukaryota, Metazoa, Arthropoda, Insecta, Hymenoptera, Encyrtidae. The record is from RefSeq and is a predicted model, not a curated record. Gene Ontology annotation, biological process: DNA methylation-dependent constitutive heterochromatin formation; negative regulation of transcription by RNA polymerase II. Gene Ontology annotation, cellular component: nucleus.
UGGCGAUUGACGGCUCCGGUUCUUCGUGACCCUGUCAGUUUCGUCUCGAUUUUUACACGUGUUCAGCGAUUUGACGACGUUUUUAUUAUAAACAUUGGCCAGCUUGACAUAAAACAUCGCCAAAAUGAACAUGUCAGUGGAGAAGAAGAAGUACCCGACGUCUGCCUUGCCACAAAACUGGUCGACGCGCGACGAGCAGCAACACUUGCCACGCAAAAAUCAACCACAAUUACCGUCCUCGGGAAAAGUGGAUGUGUUUUAUUACAGUCGAGGGGUCAGAAAUGAUGCUUCACUUGUUCCUCCCAUCAGACAGACAGCAUCAAUUUUCAAACAGCCAGUGACAAUAUACAAAAUAUUGGAUGGAAAAGUGAAAGAAAUAAAACAUGGGAACCAAGAAAAACCAAAGCAGGAAGGUGCCAAUAGAAUAGAGAGCAAAUACAAUUCCAAAGAAAAGCCUAAACAGCUUUUUUGGGAAAAGCGACUGGAGGGUUUGCGAGCAUGUGACCCAGACGGCUAUGAAUUGAGUGGGAUGGAUCUGCCAAAGAUAACAAAACCAGUAGGGCCCUACAUACGUGAUGAGACAGUGUUACAGAGUAUCGCAACGGCUUUGCACGUGUCAACACAACCAGUCACUGGACAAACUGGAUCGAAAACAGCUCUCGAAAAGAACCCCGGUGUCUUUUUGAACCCUGAACAGCCACUUGUUCAGGCCGUGACAAUUACGGAUGAUGACAUCAAGCGACAAGAAGAACGAGUUAUUGCAGCUAGAAAAAAACUGCAAGAAGUGAUACGUGCAACAUAUGCAUCGAUUUAACUUAUUUGGUUGCUGUUCAUUUAACUAGAUACUACCGAUAUUUCGAUAUACAUACUUUUAUUAACUAGACGUUAAGCGCGCAAGUGUAAGUAAAUUCACCGAUUUUAUAAUAAACUUUUUUUUUUACCGAAAAAACUUCGAAUGCACGCAGUUUUUUUAUAAACUAUUGUAUUCAGCUCUCACAUUUAAGCACACAUAAUUGUAUAAAAUAUUAAAUGUAAAUGUUUUGUGAGAUUAGCAGUAUGAUAAAUGUACAUAGUAUUAAGAUUCCGAUUUAGGGAGUAAUAAAAUAUCUAUUGCGAGGUUCACGAGGAUGAAUAUCAUUCGUACGCUUGCAAAGACUGAAAAUACAAAACUAUAUGUAUUUAUAAACGCGGGAUUCCUUAUUAUUGAUACAUGUAAAUGAUAAAAGACGUAUCGGUUGAAAUGUGUAU